Molecule: messenger RNA, 1268 nt
Organism: Xenopus laevis (African clawed frog)
Lineage: Eukaryota; Metazoa; Chordata; Amphibia; Anura; Pipidae
Gene: med31.L
Product: mediator complex subunit 31 L homeolog
Biological process (GO): regulation of DNA-templated transcription
Cellular component (GO): nucleus; mediator complex
Molecular function (GO): transcription coregulator activity
Source: RefSeq, marked provisional
GACAUUGGAAGCUUAUUUGUCUAAUAGCGCUGUUAUGGCUGCAACGAUGGAGACAGAUGAGCAGCAGCGGAUUCGCUUCCAGUUAGAAUUAGAAUUCGUUCAGUGUUUGGCAAAUCCAAAUUACCUUAACUUUUUGGCCCAAAGAGGAUACUUUAAGGACAAGCCCUUUGUGAAUUAUAUGAAAUAUCUGCUGUACUGGAAAGAGCCAGAAUAUGCCAAAUAUUUAAAGUACCCACAGUGCUUACAUAUGUUGGAACUUCUUCAGUAUGAACACUUCCGGAAGGAGCUGGUAAAUGCCCAGUGUGCCAAAUUCAUAGAUGAACAGCAAAUCUUACAUUGGCAGCACUAUUCUCGCAAGAGGGUGAGACUGCAGCAAGCCCUGGCAGAACAGCAGCAGCAAAACAGCACUUCCGGCAAAUGAUGGGCCUAAUUGUCUCCAGAGAGCUGUGUGUUUGAGACUCACCACUGUUUAUAAACAGUCAUGUGGAAGUCCAAGGCCUCUCUGAUUGGACUAUGACAUUGCAGAUGCACAUCUAUAUGAGGUUGCAGAUCAUGGUUUUAUAUCGUGGAACUCACUACUCCAUGGUACUGUUACUAGAAGCAACUACAUUUUCAGAUAGUUGAAUUCUAACAUUGAUGUGCUCUGUUGGAUCUACUUGUCUCAGGCCAGUGAGUAAGCUAUAAGAAUAUAAUACUAUAGGAGUUAUACAGGCACAUCAUUAUAGAGCACAUAAAUUAGCAGCACAUUCAAAGCAUGGGUGGUUGAGGAGAAGGCCAAAUAUGACAAUAAUUGUAAUAUGACCUAAGCUAGCUGCAGCACCCAGGCUGUGUACCAUGGAUUAUUCUCUCAACAAUAUAUUAGUCUUACAGAAGGAUGGUGGCCAUGUUAGAGCUUUGUUUUUGUAUACAUUGCCUUCUUUCUCAAGAAAAAAUAUGUUGCUUUGGGACUUGGCUGCAAGUGAACAUAAAUAUGCAGAAUGUUCUUCUGCAGCAUUUACAGAUUCUGAUAUGUAUUAGCUUUGCUUUUCCUUCCUGGUGCAAAUCGAAUUUUUUUUUAAAGCCAAACCAUUACUUAGGCUGGACUUACCUGAGAUGUUUUCUCCUAUGGCUUCUGUAGCUGAGAUGUUGAUCUUGGGGCAAAGAUUCUGUUUAAAUCUAUGCCCUGCCCCACAGCUGCAGCAACCCGGGUAGAAAGAUGUCACACUUGUAAAUACUAUAUUUCUGGCUACCGUUGGGGAUGUGUUUCUCAAGCAACAAAUAAAGAUUCA